This is a messenger RNA of Perkinsus marinus ATCC 50983, 168 nucleotides long. RefSeq lists its product as hypothetical. Bases 1 to 168 code for a protein of 55 amino acids. The transcript has a single exon. NCBI's taxonomy places the organism in Eukaryota, Perkinsozoa, Perkinsida, Perkinsidae. The record is from RefSeq and is a predicted model, not a curated record.
AUGGCUUCGCACUCGUAUGCUCAGGUUGCUGAGUCCCGGCUACUGGCACUGGAGCGUGACCAGGCCUCGGGGGCAGUGGACACGUACGACGCUGCUGACGACAUUGGAGACCCGAGUGAUGACAGCGAUGUGCCACAAUCCGGACGAGGUUCCCAGGUUGCCUAUUGA